Molecule: messenger RNA, 1915 nt
Organism: Ilex paraguariensis (yerba mate)
Lineage: Eukaryota; Viridiplantae; Streptophyta; Magnoliopsida; Aquifoliales; Aquifoliaceae
Source: the annotation of a GenBank genome assembly
AUGUGGGUUACGGCAGUUUUGGAAACUGUUGCUAGAGUUAAGCCCAAGAAAAAUGAGACGAAGGAAAAGUCAUUUCAACUUCAUGAUGUUUUCAACUUGGAUAAUGAGAAUCGGGGUGUAGAUAUGCCAACAUUGAUAGAUCGGAAGGACAAUGUCUUUAUUAUGUCCAAUGCCAAGUCGAAAUUUCCUGUGCUACAGUUAGACUUAAGAUUGAUAUCAGAUCUUGUGGUUGUCAUUGUCUCUGCAACUUGUGGCGGCAUUGCUUUUGCUUGUGCUGGACAACCGGUUAUUACUGGAUAUCUGCUUGCUGGAUCAAUAAUUGGGCCAGGGGGCUUGAAUUUAGUCAGUGAAAUGGUGCAGGUUGAAACAGUAGCUCAGUUUGGUGUUAUUUUUCUUCUUUUUGCAUUGGGCCUGGAGUUCUCCACAACUAAGCUUCGUGUUGUCCGAGCAGUUGCUGUUUUAGGAGGCCUGCUCCAGAUACUUCUGUUUAUGUGUUUGUGUGGGAUAACAGCCUUGUUAUGUGGUGGUGAAGCAUCUGAGGGGGUUUUUGUUGGUGCACUCCUGUCAAUGUCUUCAACAGCGGUCUUGAAAUUUCUGAUGGAAAGAAAUAGUAGUAGUACCCUUCAUGGACAGGUCACUAUUGGUACCCUCAUUCUACAGGAUUGUGCAGUGGGUUUGCUGUUUGCACUGCUUCCAAUUUUGGGUGGUACUUCUGGUGUUCUUCAGGGAAUGGUGUCCAUGACAAAAUCGUUGGUGAUUUUGAUAACAUUCUUGGCCAUUUUGUCAAUAUUAUCCCGUACUUGUGUUCCCUGGUUUCUUAAGCUGAUGAUAAGCCUAUCAUCUCAGACUAAUGAGCUAUAUCAAUUGGCAUCAGUGGCUUUCUGCUUGCUAGUUGCUUGGUGCAGUGAUAAGCUGGGUCUAAGCCUUGAGCUGGGUUCCUUUGCUGCUGGAGUGAUGAUAUCCACAACUAGUCUUGCACAUCAUACACUUGAACAAGUUGAGCCCAUUCGCAACUUCUUUGCUGCUCUUUUCCUCGCCAGCAUUGGGAUGCUUAUACAUAUUCAUUUCCUUUGGAAUCACAUUGAUAUUUUACUGGCAGCCGUUAUAUUGGUGAUCAUCGUAAAGACUGUUGUGGCUGCCACAGUAGUCAAGGGAUUUGGAUACAGUAACAAGACAUCACUCCUUGUUGGAAUGUCUCUGGCACAAAUUGGGGAAUUUUCUUUUGUUCUUCUAAGUCGUGCUUCAAAUCUUCAUCUGGUGGAGGAUAAAUUGUAUCUGCUGCUGCUUGGCACAACAGCUCUCAGCCUGGUGACUACAUCAUUGCUUUUCAAACUCAUUCCAUCUGUUGUACACCUUGGAGUACUGUUACGGUGGUUCUCCCCUGACAUAUCCAACGAGAUCGAAUUUAAAGGUGGUAUGCUGCGGGCAGACAGUGCUAAGCAUAUUACAUUGAUGAUCCAAGACUCUCAUGAUUCAUGAUAAUAAAUAAGAGCAUGAACCAGAAAAUGCAAAUUUCCGCCUUUACCUGAUGGGCUUCUUAUAUACGGGGGGACAGGUGCUUAAAAGUGCAAAGGAGGUUGACUGAGUGUAACCUUUGCAUUCUAUUCCCAAACACCUCAUAUGUUGCCCACAUUACGUGCAUAGUUUUGACCAAAUGAGCCAACAAAAAUAGCGACCGGUGCAAAUCCAGAUCACGAUGAUUAUGAUCUGUAUGCAACAAAUCAUCUUCUUUUUCAGGUCACAGUGUUACUUCAUGGUGGCCUACUUCGUAGAAAGUGUUCAUUUGAUAUUGUAAAUUCAAUUCAUUUUCGCCUUUCCCCCAAUUCUAUUUUCUUCUUUGUAUCUUUUUUGUUUGUUUUUUUUUUAUUUUCUUUAACUGAUGUAGAAAUGAUCAAUGUAUAGGGUCACGUUAUAA